Molecule: messenger RNA, 702 nt
Organism: Arachis stenosperma
Lineage: Eukaryota; Viridiplantae; Streptophyta; Magnoliopsida; Fabales; Fabaceae
Exons: 4
Coding region: 162-506 (114 amino acids)
Source: RefSeq, a predicted model, not a curated record
UGAGUGAUUAGUGUUGGAUUAACGUCACUACGACGUUUAUUGACUUUGCUAUUGCCAUCUCACCCUCUCUUUCAAAUCACCCUCUCCCUUAUUCUUCUUUCUUUCUCUCUCUCUCUCUCUCUCUAGCUCUCUCAAGCUUCUGCUGCCAACCAAUCUCUGCAAUGGGUUGUGCUGGAUCCUCACAGUCCAAGCCUGAUGGGGCAGCGAAAAAGAUCCGGAAGCCUAAGCCUUGGAAGCAUCCUCAGCCAAUAACAAAGACUCAGCUAAUACAACUGCGCGAUGAGUUCUGGGACACAGCUCCCCACUAUGGUGGCCGUAAAGAGAUUUGGGAUGCUCUUCGAGCUGCUGCUGAGGCUGAUCUAACUUUAGCACAAGCGAUUGUGGAUAGUGCCGGGGUUAUUGUCCAGAGUUCGGAUUUGACAGUAUGCUAUGACGAAAGAGGAGCAAAGUAUGAACUACCAAAGUAUGUAUUGAGUGAGCCAACUAACCUGAUUCGGGACAGUUAAAUAACAGACAUUAUAAAUAGUAACAUUGAAUGAUGAGAAAGCUAUAUUGUAAAUCAAUGUAUAUUAUGAUGAUCUCAUUGAUUUGGUAACUUUGCAUAGAGUAGUAGCAACUGUUAUUUUCCCUUUCCAACUGCAACUCACCUUUGACAACUGUCUGCUUUUAUGUUUCCUCAAUCAAUUGAGCAAAUUUCUUUAA